Messenger RNA from Ixodes scapularis (black-legged tick), 1539 nucleotides. It is a transcript of the gene Snr1, whose product is annotated as SWI/SNF-related matrix-associated actin-dependent regulator of chromatin subfamily B member 1. NCBI's taxonomy places the organism in Eukaryota, Metazoa, Arthropoda, Arachnida, Ixodida, Ixodidae. Gene Ontology annotation, molecular function: transcription coregulator activity. The transcript is spliced from 9 exons. Gene Ontology annotation, cellular component: nuclear chromosome; nucleus. The record is from RefSeq and is a predicted model, not a curated record. Bases 169 to 1278 code for a protein of 369 amino acids. Gene Ontology annotation, biological process: regulation of transcription by RNA polymerase II; chromatin remodeling.
CACUAAACGACUAAACUAGACGCCACUCGCUAACGCCACCAACGCCGCUGUCCGUUCUCCGUGCGCGUCGCUUUGUCGCUUCAAAAAGGUCUCGGAAGAGUUGAAUUCGCGCUGUCGUCGUUGUUGUUUCACUGUACGUGUUAAUAAUAUAAAACAAAGUACUUCAAGAUGACGAUGAAAACCUUCGGUGACAAGCCUACCGCCUUCCAACUGGAAGAAGAUGGCGAGUUUUAUUACAUCGGGUCGGAGGUCGGGAACUACCUCCGUAUGUUUCGUGGCUCGCUCUACAAGAAGUACCCGUCACUCUGGCGUCGCCUCGUCACUGUUGACGAGCGAAAGAAGAUCGCAUCUCUGGGUGUGGGCCUGCACAGUUUGGCGACGAACAUUUCCCUCCUCAGAGUAUCUGAGGUGGAUGAGGUUAUAGCAGGAAACGAUGAGAAGUACACGGCGGUACGCGUGAGCGCAGAGCCCCCCGUUGCCAGGGAGACCAAGUCCAAGCGGGGCUCGACGUGGAUGCCGACGUUGCCCAACAGCUCGCACCACCUGGAUGCGGUCCCCUGCUCCACGCCCGUGAACCGCAACAGGAUCGCCCACAAGAAGAUACGCACCUUCCCCUUGCUGUACGACGACUUGGACCCCGCCACCCUGCACGAGAAUUCUGCGCAGCCCGAAGUUCUGGUUCCUAUACGACUGGACAUGGAAAUUGAAGGGCACAAACUGCGUGACACAUUCACCUGGAACAAGAAUGAAUCUCAAAUCACGCCAGAGCAGUUUGCGGAGAUAUUGUGCGACGAUCUGGACCUUCCGCCCCUGUCGUUUGUGCCAGCGAUCUCCCAGUCAAUCCGGACGCAGAUUGAGGCAUUCCCCACCGACAAUCUCCUCGACGAUCAGACGGACCAGAGGGUCAUUAUUAAGCUGAACAUCCACGUGGGCAACAUCUCCCUGGUGGACCAGUUUGAGUGGGACAUGUCCGAGAAGGAGAACAGCCCCGAACAGUUUGCCCUCAAGCUGUGCUCCGAGCUGGGCCUGGGAGGGGAGUUUGUGACGGCCAUCGCCUACAGCAUCCGGGGGCAGCUGUCUUGGCAUCAGCGCACCUACGCCUUCAGUGAGGCCCCACUGCCCACAGUAGAGCUGCCGUUCCGAAGCCAGGCCGAGGCCGACCAGUGGUGCCCCUUCCUGGAGACACUCACCGAUGCCGAGAUGGAGAAGAAGAUUCGAGACCAGGACAGGAACACACGUCGCAUGCGACGUCUCGCCAACACAGCUCCCACCUGGUGAUCGUCUCUUGGAAGCAGCUGGUGUGGCACAGGAACUGCAGCCCCCAAACCAGACUUGUUUUAUAUGCUUUUGUUUCAUAUGGUUUAGCUCUUGUGUACAUACAGCAUAUCCACCAGUGUAUGCAUUGAAAGCUGUUGGCCUCAAGACAGCAAGUCCAUAUUGCAUCAUUCCGUGCAUUUUCCAUACCGUGUAGAGUAUCUCCCCUGCUCGCGGCAGCCGCACGUCGAGGUAUCAUAAGUAAUAAAGCAAAUUUUAAAUGCA